AUGGGUACAACCGAACACGACACCUGGAUGCUGGCCGGACGUGAGAUGACCUCGCGGAUCAUCCUCGGGACGGCGCGCUAUCCGUCGCAGGAGACGCUGCUGGAGUCGCUCAAGGCUUCCGGAACUGAACUGGUGACGGUCGCGCUGCGCCGCGUCAACGUCGGCUCGGCCGAUGGCACCGAUCCGACCAAUCUCUACACCUUGCUGACUGAACGCGGCUACGCCCUGCUGCCCAACACCGCCGGCUGCUUCACCGCCGCCGACGCCAUCCUGACCGCGCGAGCUCGCCCGCGAGGCGCUGGGCGUGUCGCUGAUCAAGCUGGAAGCGCGCAAGAACUCGUGCGUCGCGGGUUCCAGGUUCUGCCCUACACCAACGACGAUCCGGUCACGGCUCGAAAGCUGGAGGAUGUGGGUUGCUCGGCAGUGAUGCCGUUGGGCGCGCCGAUUGGUUCCGGCCUCGGCAUCCGCAACCCGCACAACAUUCAGCUGAUCAAGGAACGGGCCAACGUUCCCGUGAUCGUCGACGCCGGCGUCGGUACGGCUUCGGAUGUCGCGAUCGCGUUCGAGCUCGGCUGCGACGGUGUGCUGAUGAACACGGCGGUCGCUCGCUCCCGCAAUCCGGUGCAGAUGGCCCGGGCGAUGAAUGCCGCCGCGCGAGCCGGGCGCGACGCGUUUCUCGCCGGCCGGAUGCCGCGCAAGUUCUAUGCCGAUGCCUCAUCCCCGUCCGAGGGGAUGAUCUCGCCACUCGAAACAUCCUGA
Messenger RNA from Geodia barretti, 759 nucleotides. NCBI's taxonomy places the organism in Eukaryota, Metazoa, Porifera, Demospongiae, Tetractinellida, Geodiidae. The record is from the annotation of a GenBank genome assembly.